CAAAACGAAAGCCCUCCUUUUCCACGCUUCGGGGAAUUCUGGUUACCUUAUACCCUAGAUCAAAUUUUUAUCUGUAUUCUUACCUCGAGAUGGAGGAAGAAACGCUCAGAGAGACGGCGGAGAUGGGGUUCGUGAUCGAGGCGGAGGCCGCGGCGGCGAUGAUGACAGAAUUGGGCGUCGCCUCCGCGCCGGAGCUGCUGGCGACGCUGGUCCCCGCCGCCCAGAGGCUGGCGCGGCCAACCAUCUCGAACUUCCCGGUGGGAGCCGUCGGACUGGGGACGAGCGGCAGGAUCUACAUCGGGGUGAACGUGGAGUUCCCCGGGCUGCCGCUCCAUCACUCCAUCCACGCCGAGCAGUUCCUGAUCACCAACGCCGCCGUCCACGGCGAAGCCGGGAUCCGGUGCAUCGCCGUCUCCUCCGCUCCUUGCGGCCACUGCCGCCAGUUCCUCCAGGAGCUCCGUGGGGCGGCGGAGAUCCAGAUCCUCGUCACCUCCGACGGCCCCGGAUCCGCCUUCCGCUCCCUCUCCUCCUUCCUUCCCCGCCCCUUCGGCCCUCCCGAUCUCCUCCACAAGGACCAUCCCCUCCUCCUCGAACCCCACUACAACAAGAUCGCCCUUUUGGACGGUGACGAGGAGGCGGAGGCCGCCGGCGGCGGCGGCGGCGGCGGCGGGACCUGCAACGGGAUCGGAGGAGGGGUGGAGGCACGGUUGAGGGUAGAGGCGGAGGGGGCGGCGAGAGCGGCGCACGCGCCCUACAGCAAGUGCCCGGCGGGAUUCGCGGUGGCCGAUGGGAGGGGGAGGGUGUACGCGGGGUCGUAUGAGGAGUCUGCGGCGUAUAACCCGAGCCUGGGGCCGGUGCAGGCGGCGGUGGUGGCAUACAUGGCGGCGGGCGGCGGCGGAGCCGGAAAGGGAUUCGAGUUCGUGGCGGCGGCGCUGGUGGAGGCGGAGGGUGCGGUAGUGUCGCACGAGGCGACGGCGAGAAUCUUCCUGGCGGCGGUGGCGCCGCGGGCCCACCUGAAGGUCUACCGCUUCCGAUCCUCCGCCGACCCCGCCUAGACGGCGGUUUCUGGACGCCGGGGGGCCGUUCCCUCUGGAGAUGACGACGACGACAGAGAAUGGACGGCUGGGAUUAGAUGAAUUGUAACCAUGCGGUGAUUGCCACUCUUUAUGGAUAUCCCACUGCUAUAUUUAUUUUAAUAAAAAUCCAGGCUUAAUAUCUCUAUCUCUAUCAUCGUUUGAUACAUCCAUACUCCUACGGCUUGGAUGUAAGCAU
Molecule: messenger RNA, 1272 nt
Organism: Elaeis guineensis (African oil palm)
Lineage: Eukaryota; Viridiplantae; Streptophyta; Magnoliopsida; Arecales; Arecaceae
Product: cytidine deaminase 1
Cellular component (GO): cytosol
Molecular function (GO): cytidine deaminase activity; zinc ion binding
Source: RefSeq, a predicted model, not a curated record